Messenger RNA from Colletotrichum acutatum, 1551 nucleotides. RefSeq lists its product as uncharacterized. NCBI's taxonomy places the organism in Eukaryota, Fungi, Ascomycota, Sordariomycetes, Glomerellales, Glomerellaceae. The record is from RefSeq and is a predicted model, not a curated record. Gene Ontology annotation, molecular function: zinc ion binding; DNA-binding transcription activator activity, RNA polymerase II-specific. The transcript has 4 exons. Gene Ontology annotation, biological process: regulation of transcription by RNA polymerase II. The coding region runs from base 1 to 1551 and encodes 516 amino acids.
AUGAACGGCGCGCCGGAAAGGAAAGGGUCCACCACCUCACUCAAGGACGAAGUGACGGCUCUGGAGAACGGCGCUGAACGGCCCAAGAUGGGCACCGCGAUCCGCGGAACACGCAUAGGUCACAAGAAGUCGAGGAAUGGGUGUCAGCAGUGCAAGAAACGGCGUGUCAAGUGUGAUGAGAGUCGGCCAUGUCGCAACUGCGUACGGCACGACGUCAAGUGCAGUCUUGUCCUGACGCCAUUCGCACCUCAGCUUCCUGCCGUGACCGAAUCACCAAAACCGGCCCAAGAUGCCGCGAGUACAGCAACACCGGGCAGUAUAGGGGAAGCCUCGACGGCCAGUCGCCCAGCCAGCCGGCGCGAGAGACCAUCACCUCAAUUGUCUUCAUUGAAAGACAAGGUCGCCGCCAUCCAGGGGCUGCUGUCAGAGUUUACGGCUGAAGUAGAUGCCCUCAACCAAAACGGCAAUGAUAACUACUCCAGCCCGGCCAAUGGCUCAAGUCAUGGAGACUCAGGAGACUCUCAGAGUAUUUCACAAGCUGACUGGCUCACCGACAUGCAACUCGUCCAUCACUUUACCUCCAACACGGCUCAUACUCUCUCUGAGAAUCCAGACUUUGUACAUCUGUGGACUACGACGGUUCCUCAGAUUGCAUUCGCCAACGCAACCAUCCAGGACUUUCUCCUCCACGGUAUCCUCGCCGUAUCAGCUAUUCACAGAGCGCACAUCAAUCCCGAGAAAAGAGACGAGUAUGCCAACUUAUCAGCACGCCAUCAGAACAUCGCCCUGAGCCAGUUCUCGCCAGGACUGAGCGAGAUUGGCGAGAACAACGCAGACGCCUAUGUGCUCCACGCAAUAUGCAUCUUCCUGCUCAACACCUACUCCAUCGCCAACCCCCACGGGCCCAUCACAUCCAAGGACGUCGCCCAGUCCUUCAUCCUACUACAAGGCAUCAAGAGCAUUCUCACACUCCCCUUUGCCCACCGCUACAUCUCCAACGGCCCAUUGGCCCGCUGGCUCUACCAAGGCGGCGUCGAACCUGCCGUCGGAGGCAACUUUGCCUCGAAAAUCGACGACCUCCUCACUCUCACACGAAGCAUGGCCCCUUCAGACGACACAACAACCUGCCAAUCCGCCCUUGAGGGCCUCAAAAUCACCUUUGCCGCAGUCUCCGCCCCGCAACACAGGUCCGGUCUAGUCUGGCGUUGGGCAGUCUCCCUCCCCCAGCCCUUCCUCGAGCUGAUGAUCCAGAACCAUCCCAUGGCCCUCGUCAUUCUCAUGCACUACGCUGCACUUGUGCACGCAUUUGAGCGGAACAUGUGGUAUCUUGUUGGCUGGGGCAACAACGUCGCCUCAGCUUUGGAUCAAGCUAUCCAGGAGCCAUGGAGGGAAUGGAUUCAGUGGCCUCUGAGGUGUAUCCGAGAGGGUGUUGAUAUUCGGCAGGUUGAGCCGUUCAAGCCAGUUCCGAUUGAGAGCGUACCUAGGACGCAGCCACCCACUGCCGCCAACUUCAAGCUGGACCUUUUUAGGUUGGGCGAGCCACCAGCAUGA